AUGUCCGAGAAGCAGCGAGUUGGCACCCUGGCGCGCAGAAUCCAUGGCUGGUCCUGGCAAGCGUUUCCAAUCGGUAUGGGUACUGGAGCAGUCUAUGUGACGCUUUCCGGACUCAAAGAGCACUCACCAACACUCACUACCGUCGAGACCAUAUUCUAUUUCUUGAACAUUUCGUUGUUCAUCCUCAACACCACUACUCUCAUGACGCAAGCAAUACUAUUUCCAAGGCAAGCAUGGAGGCUGAUCAACGACCCUGUGAAAGGAAUAUUUGUGCCACUCGUCGUCCUUUCAUUUGCAACCAUUAUCAUUGGCACCAUAAACUAUGCUGUACCCCCAGGUUAUGUUAGUCCGGGCUUCAUCUACGUCCUGUUCUGGAUUUAUGUCGCCUUCGCCUGUUUAACUUGUCUACCUAUGCUAAUGAUUUGGUUCAACCAACCACACGAUCUGGCUACUUUCACUCCUGCUUACGCCUUCUUGAUUUUCCCGAUGAUGCUUGUGGGAGUCGUCGCCUUCAAUGUGUUGAAAGUAAUGAACCCUGCGGAUACCCGAGCAGUCGGAGUUCUCGUUUUGGGCUAUUUCUUUCAGGGAAUUGGAUUUUUUAUGACCUUCUUCUACCUUUGCAUUUACAUCAUUCGCAUUAUGUCCACCGGCUUCCUCGAUGGUCAUCAGGCAAAUGGAGCCUUUGUGGCAUGCGGUCCACCUGGAUUUACUGCACUUGCACUACUCAACCUAGGAGAUCAUGCAAGAAAAAUUCUCGCUGCCCAUGGCCUUAUUACUCCAACUGCAGGGGACAUUUGGUAUGCCAGCAGUGUUCUGUCAGCGCUGAUGCUCUACGGAUUGGCUGUAUUCCUCUUUGUCUUCGGAGUUCUGCCCUACUGGUUCAAAGUCCAUAAACACCUUAAAGAAAUACUUGGCUGCUGGGCACUGACCUUUCCAAACGUUGGGUGGAUUUCGACCACACGAGUCCUUGGUGACGUCCUCCACAUUCCUGGACUAUAUGACGUCCAUUUAGUCAUGACAAUCCUAAUGUGUUUAACGUGGGCGGUUCUGUUUAUACUGACUGUCGCCGCUUUUUGGAAAGGAUUGAUCUUCUAUUCCCAAGAUGACGAUGUCCUCAAGGACCUUCGUCAGGACAAUGAUUCUACACUCUCCUAUUCAACUGCAUCUACAGCGGUCUAG
Molecule: messenger RNA, 1179 nt
Organism: Lentinula edodes (shiitake mushroom)
Lineage: Eukaryota; Fungi; Basidiomycota; Agaricomycetes; Agaricales; Omphalotaceae
Product: voltage-dependent anion channel
Exons: 12
Coding region: 1-1179 (392 amino acids)
Biological process (GO): malate transmembrane transport
Cellular component (GO): membrane
Molecular function (GO): malate transmembrane transporter activity
Source: RefSeq, a predicted model, not a curated record